AUGCUGGACCCCAAAAGUGAACUGGAGUUUUUUAACGAAGAAAAUAUGGAGGAGAUCUCCCAACUCGCUUCCCUGGAGAUGUCAGGGGAUGCAGCAGCCAGGAGAAAAUCUGCAGCUGUUGUCCCAGGAAAAUCUGGCUAUCCAGACUGCGUGUAUGUUAUGGCAGCGAACAUUUUUCAGGGUAUACGAAUCGAAAAGCCACCAGACAAAGCCAUAAUAAAGUACGGGAAUGAACCCCUGCCGUCCUGUUACCAAUCGGAGGAUGAAUCUUUCCAGCGCUUGUCCUAUGAGCUGGCUUUCAGUGCCCUGAAGUAUCAAGAUAUUUUAGAAACUAUGUUAAUAGACAGCUAUAUCUUCCCAAGUACCACAAUACCAGAUCAUUUGGGCAGUCUUAUUAUUGUGAUGCUGUACGAUUUCCAAGAUAGAAAAUUUCAGUCCCGUGUCCUUUCCGAUAAUGAAGAGUCUAUAUCAGAGGUUCAAGAAGUGGAGAGCCUUCUAAACAGCUUUAAGACAAAAUUGGCUGCAGCAUUGGCGAGAUGUCGAAUCAAACAUGACGCCCUUUCCAUUUACCACAUUCUACCAGAGACAGUUAGGAAACAGGAGCAAAGGGCCUCUACACUGCCUCUGUAUGCUUGGAUAAAUACUGGUAAAAUCAGCCUUGAAGAAGUUUAUAGUAACUUGAAGAAAAAAGGUUAUAAUAAAGUCAAGUCUGUGUUGCAUCUGGAAGACAAAGCCUUUGCUGUGGAUCAGCAUUGCUAUGAUGUCGUAAUUUUCCCAGCUCAUCUCAAAAAAGAUCUUGUAAACAUCGAUCUUUUCAAAGAUUAUAAACUUAUUUUUCAGGACAAAUCUCGAAGUCUUGCUGUUCACUCUGUAAAAGCUUUAUUAAAUAUGGAUGAUGAUAUCUUAAUGGUCAACAUGGGCUCAUGGUACACCGUCGCCCAUAUGUCAAUCUUAACAAAUAAUAAUACCUCAAAAAUAUUUGUAUGUGGAAUACAAUCACAAGAUAAGGAUCCUGAAAUGAAGAAACUUUUUACAAAAAUGGGAUGUCAAAAUAUUGAGAUUCUUCAGGAGACAUUUGUCAGCUUGGAAUCAAAGGACCAUAGGUUACAGAACGUCAAGGUCAUUCUGCUGCUGCCUCGCUGCUCAGCACUAGGUGUUAGUAACCCAGUGGAAUUUAUCUUAAAUGAAAAUGAAGAUACAAGUUUACUUCAAGAUCUUUCUCAAGGUGGUCCAUCAAAAAGUAAACUUGAGAUUCUUGCUCAGCAGCAAUAUGAACAGCUAACACAUGCAAUGAAAUUUGCUAAAGCUCAGGCAAUUGUUUACUGCACGUGUUCUGUUUAUGCAGAAGAAAAUGAAAAUGUUGUUAUGAAAGCACUGGAAUCUCAAACCCAAGGGAUUAAAAUACAACCUUACAGACUCAGUCCUCCUGUUCUUCCACUGUGUUCUUUAAAAGACAUAAGAUUGUCUAUGGACAAAUUCUUCAGAGUAGAACCAUCUGAUGUUACCAAUGGUUGUUUUAUUUCUAUUUUAACAAGAGAGCGAGACCCAUCCGAGACCGUGUCUGUGAAGGAUGUUCUGGCCCGAGCUGCAGCCAAAGGUCUAUUGGAUGGGGUUGAGGUUGGGAAGACAGGCAAACGGGAGAAGAAGAGGAAGAAAUCCAAAACAUUACUGCCCAAAGCUCCUGUUAAUGAAACAAAUGACAUCCAAGUGAAAAUCAACGAGUUCCUGAACCGAGAAAGUAAAGCAAGUACUAACCGAGGUGAGGUGUUAACAGCAAAAACAUCUCUCCCAUCAAAAACUGUGUCUCAAAUGGGCGCUUCCUCCCACGUCAGAAAAACCAACAAGCAAGCCACCAGUCCUUUAGCGACCACAUUGACAAAGAACACUAGGCCAGAAGAACGGCACAUAACCUUGAGACGAACUCGGCCAGAAGGCAAAACGAUUCCCCUGAAAUCCGUUGAGAUCGUUUUGCCUCCAGUAAUAUUCCCUUUCUCGAGUGCUCAGGGGGCCAGAUCUCAGACGCCAACAAACCACUUGUACUAUCGCUUGGGUGGAUCAAAGGCUGGCUAUCUUACAUCAGCACUUAAAAAAGGGGAGAAACCUAAGGAAACCACAACUUCCCUUCUCAGGCAUCCCAGACCAUGGCUUUGA
Molecule: messenger RNA, 2151 nt
Organism: Cricetulus griseus (Chinese hamster)
Lineage: Eukaryota; Metazoa; Chordata; Mammalia; Rodentia; Cricetidae
Source: RefSeq, a predicted model, not a curated record